This is a messenger RNA of Aegilops tauschii subsp. strangulata, 615 nucleotides long. The record is from RefSeq and is a predicted model, not a curated record. NCBI's taxonomy places the organism in Eukaryota, Viridiplantae, Streptophyta, Magnoliopsida, Poales, Poaceae.
AUGCGCCUCAAGAAGCUUGCCGAUGAGCUCUGCGAUCUCGGGGAGACGGUUGGCGACGAGCUCCUCAUCAGCACCCUCACCGUCGGCCUCAAUGAGGAUUUGGGGAACGCCGCCUCCAACCUCACCCUCAUCCCGGAGCCUACCUUCGCUAAGGUGGUGGCGUACCUCAAGCUGGAGGAGCGCCGGAUGCGGAUGGCGCGGACUCGCAUGACCCACACCGCCCUUGUUGCCGGCACCCGCGGGGGCCAAGCCCCGCCACCGCCGUGCCUCGCCCCGGCCCAGCAGCCGGCGCCCUUCCCACCCGCCCCGGUCGCCCCCUUCCCUCCGCCCCAGCCGAUCGCCAAUGGAGGGGAGGGGGGCGUCGCGGCGGCCGCAAGCAGCAGGGGGGCGCGAGCGCUCAGGGAGGAGCAGCCCGCCCGCCCCAGCAGCCCUGCCAGCCGGCCCCGUGGUACGCCGGCCAGAACUCGUGGACCGGCGUUGUGCAUGCCUACUCCAUGCCGGUUCCACGUGCCCCUGCCCCGGGUAUUCUCGGCGCCCGGCCACCGUUUCACCAGGCAUUCUGCCGCGCCACAGCCCUAUGCGGCGCCCUACGGGCCCCUCCCCUACGACCAGUAG